Caenorhabditis briggsae is the source of this 528-nucleotide messenger RNA. The coding region runs from base 1 to 528 and encodes 175 amino acids. The transcript has 2 exons. Lineage: Eukaryota; Metazoa; Nematoda; Chromadorea; Rhabditida; Rhabditidae. The record is from RefSeq and is a predicted model, not a curated record.
AUGUCAUCUGUUGCUUCUACUUCUUCUGCCUAUUCCUUCAAAUACUUCCCACGUUAUGGUCAAUGGACAAAGGAGAUGCAAAUGGAGUUGGAUGAGCAUUCCCGUCAAAUGGCAAAGCUCAUGAUCCAUGUUCAAGGUCUUUACAAAUCCAAGAAACAAUCGAAGAACGAUCAGCAGAGAGAGGAUACCGAUGCCGAUUGUAUGGUCCACUCAGAAUCUCCGAUCUCUACUCCACCAUCUUCUUCUGAAGCCUCAUCAUCGUCGACGUCUCCACAACCAGAAAUCCAGAAUCAUUUCGAUCAGGAGGAUCAAUUCAAUCAGUUUCAACAAAUGCCAAUGGAUCAACCAGCCAACUACACAGUCUACUUCCAGCCGAUUCAAUACACUGCAGAGGUUGGAGCCAAGUAUGUUCCAACAAACCAAUAUGAAAUUCUCCAUUCUCCGGUUCCCGAUUCCUUGGAUUUUUUCGAAAUCGACUGUAACGAAUUCAUUAAAAUCAAAAAGAAGAAGACCUUUUCAAUCCAAUGA